AUGGUGGUAGCGCUGACAACAGCAAAUCCACGGGAUUGGCGGACAGUUGGCUGUCUGAAGGAGAGCUCUUGCUGCAGGUCAGUGCUAAAGGCAUGUGGAAUCUUCUAAAAUAAAAGAAGACAAAAACAGACUGUCUUUGCUGUUGGUAAUUACAAGGCUUAAUAUCCAGUGAUGAAGUGUUGGAUAUACCCCAUAACUCGCUGGCCCCACUGUCUUUAAUACAAAAUGUAACAGCUUGUUUGUAGCUCCGGUUAUCAAUUCCCAUAAUACACCAUAAUACUCCCAUCAUUUUGUCAUACUAGAAUUCAUUCUCAUUUCAUUUAGUUUACGACUUCAUCACAAUUUCUACGGAGCUAUUUUCAUUUUGUUUCUCUGUAUGUGUGAUUGAGUGGAGAGUGAGCUAGUUGGCUGCCAAAUCUCUUUUGGAUAAGCUAGAGUCAUUGAUUUUCCAGUCCAGUUCCCCUGUAUGUGCAGCACAGUGGAAUUCCAGAGCAGCACAGAGGAAACAGUCUGCCAGACAUCCCUGCCCUAUGAGCGAAGUUUCAUUAUUAUGAUAAACCUACAUCUCUCCCAAUGUGUUGGUAAUGAAGCAUGAAAGCUCAUUCUGGGGAGGAGGAAAUCUUUUAUUCAGAUUGAGAUAACAGCCACAGGACAUUUUAAGAGACAGAGAGGCAGGACGAAAAGGCGAGGUUAAGGGAAGAAGUGGAGAAGGAAAGCGGUGAAGAGGGCUAUUUCUGACCAUGUCUGAUUUCUCUCUUCUUCUUCUUUGUGGUUCAAUGUCAGACACUUAAAAGUGAAUUAUAGAGGAGCUGUGAGGUCAUUAUUUACAGCAGGAGAAGAAGAAGAAAAGAGAGGAAAAACAGAUGAAUUGAGUUUUCACCCUUCACAGACCCAGGACAGCCUGAUUUCACCCUUCACAGACCUAGGACAGCCUGUUUUCACCCUUCACUGACCUAGGACAGCCUGUUUUCACCCUUCACAGACUUAGGACAGCCUGUUUUCACUCUCACAGACCUAGGAAAGCCGGUUUUCACCCUUCACUGACCUAGGACAGCUGUUUCACCCUUCACUGACCUAGGACAGCCUGUUUUCACCCUUCACAGACCUAGGACAGCCUGUUUUCACUCUUCACAGACCUAGGACAGCCUGUUUUCACCCUUCACAGACCUAGGACAAAUUGUUUUCACCCUUCACAGACCUAGGACAGAUUGUUUUCACCCUUCACAGACCGAGGACAGCCUUUUUUCACCCUUCACAGACCUAGGACAGCCUGUUUUCACCCUUCACAGACCUAGGACAGCCUGUUUUCACCCUUCACAGACCUAGGACAAAUUGUUUUCACCCUUCACAGACCUAGGACAGAUUGUUUUCACCCUUCACAGACCUAGGACAGCCUUUUUCCCCUUCACAGACCUAGGACAGCCUGUUUUCACCUUUCACAGACCUAGGACAGCCUGUUUUCACCCUUCACAGACCUAGGACAACCUGUUUUCACCCUUCACAGACCUAGGACAGCCUGUUUUCACCCUUCACAGACCUAGGACAGCCUGUUUUUUCACCCUUCACAGACCUAGGACAGCCUGUUUUCACUCUUCACAGACCUAGGACAGCCUGUUUUCACCCUUCACAGACCUAGGACAGCCUGUUUUCACUCUUCACAGACCUAGGACAGCCUGUUUUUUUCACCCUUCACAGACCUAGGACAGCCUGUUUUCACUCUUCACAGACCUAGGACAGCCUGUUUUCACCCUUCACAGACCUAGGACAGCCUGUUUUCACUCUUCACUGACCUAGGACAGCCUGCUUUCACCCUUCACAGACCUAGGACAGCCUGUUUUCACCCUUCACAGACCUAGGACAGCCUGUUUUCACUCUUCACAGACCUAGGACAGCCUGUUUUCACCCUUCACAGACCUAGGACAGCCUGUUUUCACUUUUCACAGACCUAGGACAGCCUGUUUUUUCACCCUUCACAGACCUAGGACAGCCUGUUUUCACUCUUCACAGACCUAUGACAGCCUGUUUUCACCCUUCACAGACCUAGGACAGCCUGUUUUCACUCUUCACAGACCUAGGACAGCCUGUUUUCACCCUUCACAGACCUAGGACAGCCUGUUUUCACCCUUCACAGACCUAGGACAGCCUGUUUUCACCCGUUUCACUGACCUAGGACAGCCUGUUUUCACCCUUCACAGACCUAGGACAGCCUGUUUUCACCCUUCACAGACCUAGGACAGCCUGUUUUCACCCUUCACAGACCUAGGACAGCCUGUUUUCACCCUUCACAGACCUAGGAUAGCCUGUUUUCACCCUUCACAGACCUAGGACAGCCUGUUUUCACCCUUCACAGACCUAGGACAGCCUGUUUUCACCCGUUCACUGACCUAGGACAGCCUGUUUUCACCCUUCACAGACCUAGGACAGCCUGUUUUCACCCUUCACAGACUUAGGAUAGCCUGUUUUCACCCUUCACAGACCUAGGACAGCCUGUUUUCACCCUUCACUGUCAUUGUUGAAAAUAGACUCAGACCUAGGACAGCCUGUUUUCAACCUCUUAUACUCAAAGUAGUCCCACAGAAGCCUGACACCCCCGCCAUGUAGGAAUGUACCCUAACACCCCCGCCAUGUGGGAAUGUAGCCUGACACCCCUGCCAUGUGGGAAUGUAGCCUGACACCCCUGCCAUGUAGGAAUGUAGCCUGACACCCCUGCCAUGUGGGAAUGUAGCCUGACACCCCUGACAUGUGGGAAUGUAGCCUGACACCCCUGCCAUGUAGGAAUGUAGCCUGACACCCCGCCAUGUAGGAAUGUAGCCUGACACCCCCGCCAUGUAGGAAUGUAGCCUGACAUCCCCGCCUUGUGGGAAUGUAGCCUGACACCCCCGCCAUGUGGGAAUGUAGCCUGACACCCCCGCCUUGUGGGAAUGUAGCCUGACACCCCCGCCUUGUGGGAAAGUAGACAGAUCCUUUAAGUGUUGGUACUGUACCAGCAUGCAAAAAUGCAGAGCCAUUGGGAUGUGGUUUAUUUUCUGUUCAACCACGAAGUCUACAAUCUAGUUUGAACACAUUGUGGUUCUCUGAUGGCAAGAGUUCUACUGUGUUCAUAUGGAGUCUGCCACUAGGGGCUUGUUACAUUUAUUUCACUUCACUAAUUUGUAGUUGCUGAAUGCCUGGUACAUUAAACCCUGGAAGUUGGCUAUUUAUUUGCAAGAUGGAGUACAAACCAUCCAAGCUGACAUGAUGGUGUUUAGGUUUCCCUGGACUGGACUGCUUACACACACAGAGGAUAUGCUGCAGAUAAUUGGGGUGAAUCAUUUAUUGUUAGUGAAAGAGCAACAUGACAUCACCAUGCCUUAGUCAUGGUUCAGCCCCUGAGAAAACUGAUGGGACAUUCUGUGGAUGCACCCAUUGCACUGUGAGUGUAUUAGUGUGGACGUCUGUGUGUGUGUGGCCAGGGGUUUUGUGUGUGUUAGCAAAUCAGGUGAUGGACGAACAUGCUAAUGUCUGUUUUGUUUGAAUAAGGUAGAUAUGGUUGUAUGCCUGUUUGUGCAUUUGUUUACAAAAUGUUUUUGUGUACGAGGGAGUGGGAGUGUGUUUAGUGAGGUGGAAACAUGGGAACAGCUGUUCCCGUUUGGGAUAAAACAAAUGAGUGACUAAUCCAUCUAUCUGUUAUUCCUGACAUUAUUGGUUUAUCUCUCCAGUUCAGAACAAACCCAUCUUGCAUGUAGCACACUGACAACACCUCAUCCACUCUGGGGUGCAGAGUCCACCAAUCUCACUGUAGGAGACCUCACAACCACUACACUCACAAUUUUUCUUAAGUAAUCAAAAAACAUUGUCUCGUUAAGCAAAAUUCUGUAAAUUUAAAACAUAUCUAAGUCCGUAUGCGAUGCAUGUUGGAACAGAACCCGGAGAUAUGAAAAGACUAAGGAAGGACUAAGAACCAGACAAGGCACCAGGAUAAAGUGACUAAGGGGGCAGUUGAAAUCGGUUCUUGCAUUGGAAUUAUAUUGAAUUCUGCUUAUAUCACAAUAAACAUAAAGUUCAAAUGCCCAGACUCCGAGACCAUCGGUUGAGUGCUUUUGAAGUGACAGGUUGGAGCGAAAUCUGUAUCAGCACAAUGAACAGCGCCCUACACACUAAAGCCAGGCCGUUUUGGUAAUGAAUAUAGGCUACAGGAUAGAUAGGGUAAUUCACCUAUUACAAACUGCCUAUGUGAAUGCAGCCAGACACACAGCUGUCUCACCAAAAUAAUGCAAACUAAAUGCUGAAAGUAGUAGCCUAGUUAUUCAUGCAUUCAAACAAAAAUACUGAAUAGCAGUUUGGCUUAGAAUACCGACACAACUGCGAAUGCGAACGAAUGAAUGCGAACAGAACAAACCAGCGGUAAUAAGUAGUAGGCCUAGUCAACAAAAUAUCAGAUUGAUAAAGGAAUGACACUAUCUAUAUUUAGGCUAGUUACAUUAACAGUUAACAAAAGGUGAAUGGAGAUCCAGAUAACCAAAACAUAGCCUACUACAGUGAGAUGCAGCCAUGCACAGCUGUCUUGACAAACAAAUAGGCCUAUAGGCCCACUUUCAACAUGGAAAACCAUACCGCUCAUGAGUUCAGCAACACGUAGUGAUAUGGCACAAUACACUUCUGUGGAUCAAAUUUGACUCAUGUAAUCAAUUAAGGAAUGCCAGCCUACCAUAAACCGCGUUUCCAAUACGUACAGUUCUGUUUACAGCAACAAAAACCAACAUGCUACCAAGAAAACCAUAAUAUAAUGUAUUUAUUUCUAUGAUGAAACAUACCGAUAUAUAGCUAUACCAUGGGGCGUCAUUUGGGUUCUUGCAUUGGAAUUAUAUUGAAUUCUGCAGUAACCGAGUAUUCCAGCCACUCUCUUCCUAUGAACCAUUUGCUAUUAGAUGAACGUUUUUGGACAGAGAACCUGCGGCUAGGGUAGGAUUCUAGGCUAACCUGGGCUGGCUCCUCUGUUCCAAGAUUGUCAGGAACAAUCGGAGGUGGAGCAGGCUGUGGAGCCAUUAUCCUUGUGGAAGGGUGGGUAGGCUCUGCACGCAGAACUAGCUGGAGCUCGGCAGCGUCAUUGCUUGGCAGCAUCAUCGCAUGGCAGCAUCAUCGCAUGGGGUGGCGGCGGCGGCCUCGGUGGAUUGAUGCUGCUGCUGCUGCUCAUCACUCUCCUUCUCCUUUGUUUGGGUACUUUGGCGAAGCCAAUUUCUUAUAUCCAUUGUGGCAGUGGGAGAUUAGCUGGUUCGAGCUAGCUAAAUAGGCUAAGGCUAAUAACACUAACGCUUUUUACAGCUAGCUAAGAAGCUAACUAAACUCUGAUGGUGGGGCAUGAGGCAUAGUUGAGUGAAGCAGCUUCAAUGGUAAACUUGACCCCGCCCUUAUAAAUAAAUCUAAUAUUACAGGCGGAGGCAUAACACGUUAUUCACUGAGCCUACCACAGAUGGAAACCCAAAGGAGUCGUAUCUAACUGCCCAGUGGCUUUCCAUAGUCCCCCUACAAACACCGCGACACGAUCUGUCCAUUGUGCUGACACAGCGCAGCGGAGAUACAGAUUUUGCGCCAACCUGUCACUCAAUCAUUUGACAUUUUUUGCUAUUUUCAUAUAGGUAUAUAAAACUAAAACUGAAGGGACACAAGUUUCAACUGAGGGGGCUGAGCCCCCUUUGCCCCCUCGUGGAACCGGGGCCUGCUAAGAAAGGAAGGGCUAAGCCCAAUGGAAGGACUAAGCCCAAUGGAAAGACUAAGCCCAAUGGAAAGACUAAGCCCAAUGGAAGGACUAAGCCUAAUGGAAAGACUAAGCCCAAUGGAAAGACUAAGCCUAAUGGAAAGACUAAGCCCAAUGGAAAGACUAAGCCCAAUGGAAAGACUAAGCCCAAUGGAAAGACUAAGCCUAACCGAAGUGUAUUAUUUCCCCCCUUUAUUUUGACAGGGAGUCAUGCUGAGACCAUGGUCUCUUUUACAGAUGAGCCCUGUAUACACAUCAAUACACGAAAAGCAAAACACAAUCAUAGAAAACAAACAAAUUCUUCACUAAAAAGGUCCUCAAUCGGCCUUUUGAAUUGCCCUAGAGGCACCAUCAUCCAAUUUUACAGAGCCUUGGAGAUUAUUCCACAAGUAAGGUGCAAACAUACUAAAAGCUGAUUUUUACCUGACUCAUUAGUUAGUAGCAUUGUGUUGUCUAACAAUCUUUUCUUAUCUUGUGCAUGUUUGACAAACAGGCUCUGAAUGGCUUCGUCCUGGUGGUCACUAAUGAUGGGACCAUGUUUUACUCCUCUCACACCAUCCAGGAUUACCUGGGCUUCCACCAGGUACCGUACAGAUUGUCCCUCCUCCCUUUCCGUACCCCAGUGAAGGUUAUAUCCCUAAAGCAUGACCAGAGUGUUCUGUGCCUCAGCUCAUUCAUAAUAGACAAGCAGGCAUCUGGUGAGGCAGCUGGAUCGUCUUUGGGGUCUUGGCUGACUAAUAGCAUUAAUUCUACUGCUGGGUCAGCCUGGUGCAGCAUUAGCAUGCAUGUUUGCAAACGUUAAAGCAUAAUCCUCCAUUGACACAUGGUCAUCUCUGCUUGAGGUUUUUAUAAUUCAUUGCAUGCAAUACAAACAUAGAAUGAUACCCUGUAGAGCUGUAGAGGUUGUCCCUGUCGAGACAGAUGCCUAUGGCAUCAAAUAAUUGGUUUUCUCUUGCUAAAUAGAUUUGAUCUCAAUGAGACUAACCUGUAUAAACAUGAUUAAAUGAAAAUAGUAUUCAUUGGCGUUACGGUUGGGUUUGGGGGUUGCGUGCGGUGUCUGCUGCGAUCUGUCGGGGGCCGUUGUCUGGGCCCUACCUGCUCGGUGAGGAGUCUGAUUCUGCUCAGCAGGUCCACAGAGAGAGACUGGGAGAGAAUAGUCUAUUAAUAGCAUGGCCUUUAGUGGAAAGGGACCACCAGCCGUGGUAGUGGGCAGUGGGCAGCAGCCCUAGCCAGCACGACAGCAUCACAUACACUGCAGAGAUGGAUGGGAGUAUACUGAAGGAGUGACAUUAUGGGAACAUCACUAUACUGAAGGAGUGACAUUAUUGGAACAUCACUAUAGUGAAGGAGUGACAUUUUGGGAACAUCACUAUAGUGAAGGAAUGACGUUAUGGGAACAUCACUAUACUGAAGGAGUGACAUUAUGGGAACAUCACUAUACUGAAGGAGUGACAUUAUGGGAACAUCACUAUACUGAAGGAGUGACAUUAUUGGAACAUCACUAUAGUGAAGGAGUGACAUUAUGGGAACAUCACUAUACUGAAGGAGUGACAUUAUGGGAACAUCACUAUACUGAAGGAGUGAAGUUAUAGGAACAUCACUAUACUGAUGGAGUGACGUUAUGGAACAUCACUAUACUGAAGGAGUGACGUUAUGGGACAUUCACUAUACUGAAGGAGUGACAUUAUUGUUCCAAUAAUGUCACUCCUUCACUAUAGUGAUGUUCCCAUAAUGUCACUCCUUCACUAUAGUGAUGUUCCAAUAAUGUCACUCCUUCACUAUAGCGAUGUUCCCAUAAUGUCACUCCUUCAGUAUAGUGAUGUUCCCAUAAUGUCACUCCUUCAGUAUAGUGAUGUUCCCAUAAUGUCACUCCUUCACUAUAGUGAUGUUCCCAUAACGUCACUCCUUCACUAUAGCAGUGUUCCAAUAACGUCACUCCUUCACCGUAGCAAUGUUCCCAUAAUGUCACUCCUUCAGUAUAGUGAUGUUCCCAUAACGUCACUCCUUCACUAUAUUGAUGUUCCCAAAUACGACACUCCUUCAGUAUAGUGAUGUUCCAAUAACGUCACUCCUUCAGUAUAGUGAUGUUCCAAUAAUGUCACUCCUUCACUAUAGCGAUGUUCCCAUAAUGUCACUCCUUCACUAUAGUGAUGUUCCAAUAAUGUCACUCCUUCACUAUAGCGAUGUUCCCAUAAUGUCACUCCUUCAGUAUAGUGAUGUUCCCAUAAUGUCACUCCUUCAGUAUAGUGAUGUUCCCAUAAUGUCACUCCUUCACUAUAGUGAUGUUCCCAUAACGUCACUCCUUCACUAUAGCAGUGUUCCAAUAACGUCACUCCUUCACCAUAGCAAUGUUCCCAUAAUGUCACUCCUUCAGUAUAGUGAUGUUCCCAUAACGUCACUCCUUCACUAUAGUGAUGUUCCCAAAUACGACACUCCUUCAGUAUAGUGAUGUUCCAAUAACGUCACUCCUUCAGUAUAGUGAUGUUCCCAUAAUGUCACUCCUUCACUAUAGCGAUGUUCCCAUAACGUCACUCUUUCAGUAUACUGUGCAUUCGGAAAGUAUUCAGACCCCUUGACUUUUUCCACAUUUUGUUAUGUUACAGCCUUAUUCUAAAACGGAUUAAGUUGUUUUUUUCCCUUAUCAAUCGACACACAAUACCCCAUAAUGACAAAGCAAAAACAGGUUUUAGACAUUUGUACAAAUUUACUCAGUACUUUGUUGAAGCACCUUAGGCAGCGAUUACAGUCUUCUUGGGUAUGACGCUACAAGCUUGGCACACCUGUAUUUGGGGAGUUUCUCCCAUUCUUCUCUGCAGAUUUUCAGGUCUCUCCAGAGAUGUUAGAUCGGGUUCAAGUCCGGGCUCUGGCUGGGCCACUCAAGGACAUUCAGACUUGUCCUGAAGCCACUCCAGCGUUGUCUUGGCUGUGUGCUUAGGGUUGUUGUCCUGUUGGAAGGUGAACCUUCGCCCCAGUCUGAGGUCCUGAGCGCUUUGGAGCAGGUUUUCAUCAAGGAUCUCUCUGUACUUUGCUCCGUUCAUCUUUCCCUCGAUCCUGACUAGUCUCCCAGUCCCUGCCGCUGAAAAACAUCCCCACAGCAUGAUGCUGCCACAACCAUGCUUCACCGUAGGGAUGGUGCCAGGUUUCCUCCAGACAUGAUGCUUGACAUUUAGGCCAAAGAGUUCAAUCUUGGUUUCGUCAGACCAGAGAAUCUGGUUUCUCAUGGUCUGAAAGUCCUUCAGGUACCUUUUGGAAAACUCCAAGCGGGCUGUCAUGUGCCUUUUACUGAGGAGGGGCUUCCGUCUGGCCACUUUACCAUAAAGGCCUGAUUGGUGGAGUGCUGCAAAGAUGGUUGUCCUUCUGGAAGGUUCUUCCAUCUCCACAGAGGAACUCUGGAGCUCUGUCAGAGUGGCCAUUGGGUUCUUGGUCACCUCCCUGACCAAGGCCCUUCUCCCCCGGUUGCUCAGUUUGGCCGGCCGGCCAGCUCUAGGAAGAGUGUUGGGGUUUCCAAACUUCUUCCAUUUAAGAAUGAUGGAGGCCACUGUGUUCUUGGGACCUUCAAUGCUGCAGACAUCUUUUAGUACCCUUGCCCAGAUCUGUGCCUCAACACAAUCCUGUCUCGGAGCUCUACGGACAAGUCCUUCAACCUCAUGGCUUAGUUUUUGCUCUGACAUGCACUGUCAACUGUGGGACCUUGCAACGGUACCCCCCUGUAUAUAUAGCCUCCCUACUGUCACUUUAUUCUAUUGUAUAUAUAGCCUCCCUACUGUCACUUUAUUUUUUACUUCUGCUCUUUUUUUCUCAACACUUUUUUGUUGUUGUUUUAUUCUUACUUUUUUGUUUAAAAUAAAUGCACUGUUGGUUAAGGGCUGUAAGUAAGCAUUUCACUGUAAUGUCUGCACCUGUUGUAUUCGGCGCAUGUGACCAAUAAAUUUGAUUUGAUUUAUAUAGACAGGUGUGUGCCUUUCCAAAUCAUGUCCAAUCAAUUGCAUUUAUCACAGGUGGACUCCAUUCAAGUUGUAGAAACAUCUCAAGGAUGAUCAAUGGAAACAGGAUGGACCUGAGCUCAAUUUCUAGUCUCAUAGGAAACGGUCUGAAUGCUUAUGUAAAUAAGAUAUUAUUAUUUUUAUUUUUUUCUAAAAACCUGUUUUUCGCAUUGUCAUUAUGGGUUUAUUGUGUGUAGAUAGAUAAGGGGAAAAAAUAUUGAAUCCAUUUCAAGUCUGUAACGUAGCAAAAUGUGGAAAAAGUCGAGGGGUCUGAAUUCUUUCUGAAUGCACUGUAGCAGUAUAGUGUCUGAAGUUCCCAUAAUAUCAUUUGCAUAAGGAUGCCCUCUAUCAUUUAGAUGUUGUUUGUGUCUGUAUUGUGCAUGCUUUCCAUAAUCUUUAUUUUAACGACCUACAUAUGAUUGAUAUUUUCCAUAAUCUUUAUUUUGUUUGUCUCUAUAUAAUCUAACAUAAUCCUUCCCUUCCCUGCCAGGACCCAGCGCGCGCGCGCGCUCGCUCUUCCCUACAACCCUCUCCGCGCCGAACCACGCCGCCGCGCGCGCCCCCGAACCCCGCCUUCCCCCGCCACACCCCGCCCCUCCCGACCGCCCUCUCUCUGCCUCCCCCUCGCUAUAGCCCGCUCCGCUACCUCGCACCCGCCGCGCCCUACCGCCCUCCGCUCCUGAGGCUCCCUACAGCACCCUCCGCCUCUCCCCCCACCUCCCGCCCUCCCGCCCUCUCCGCCCACCUACCCCCCGCCUCUUCUCGACCUCACAGCCCUCGCCCGCCUCUCUCACCCCGCUCUCCACCCUCACUCCUCUCUCUCCCUCCGAACCCUCCCUCCCUCUCUCUCUCCUCCCUACCCUCCAUCCCCCCUCUCGCCCUCCCCUACACCCUCUCUCUCAUCUCUUCCCCCUCCUCUCUCUCUCUCUCCUUACCUCCCUUCUCGAUUCUCCUUACCUCCCUCCCUCCCUCCCUCUCUUUCCUUCCUCAGACUGAUAUUAUGCACCAGAGUGUGUAUGAGCUGGUCCACACUGAGGACCAGCAGGAGCUGAGGAGGAACCUUCACUGGGCCCUCAGCCCACCUGCCGUCGUGGGAGAGUCCUCCUCAGGUGACUUCCUACCUCCAUGUUAGACCCUGAAACACCACCUCCAUGUUAGACCCUGAAACACCACCUCCAUGAUAGACCCUGAAACACCACCUCCAUGUUAGACCCUGAAACACCACCUCCGUGUUAGACCCUGAAACACCACCUCCGUGUUAGACCCUGAAACACCACCUCCAUGUUAGACCCUGAAACACCACCUCCAUGUUAGACCCUGAAACACCACCUCCAUGUUAGACCCUGAAACACCACCUCCAUGUUAGACCCUGAAACACCACCUCCAUGUUAGACCCUGAAACACCACCUCCAUGUUAGACCCUGAAACACCACCUCCUUGUUAGACCCUGAAACACCACCUCCAUGUUAGACCCUGAAACACCACCUCCAUGUUAGACCCUGAAACACCACCUCCAUGUUAGACCCUGAAACACCACCUCCAUCAAUUAAAAAACAUUAAUGGAGAUUCAAACAUAGAAAUUAAUGAAGAACUUUCAAUAGCAUUUCCUAUGAAUACCCUCUGCAUAAUGCAUUACAAAUGCAGUUAUAAUACCUUAUGCGUAAUGCAUGAAAUAAGUAUAUAAUAACUCAUUAGUAUUAUUAUGCAUUAUAUAAACAUCCAGAACUAAUAACUGCACAUAAACAUCUAUAACCUUUACAACACUAAAUCCGUAAACAUGGGCACCCUCAUAGAUAUCAUCCUGACUAAUUUAACCUCUAAAUACACCUCCGCUGUCUUCAACCAGGAUCUCAGCGAUCACUGCCUCAUUGUUUGCGUCCGUAAUGGGUCCGUGGUCAAACGAACACCCCUCAUCACUGUCAAACGCUCCCUAAAACACUUUAGCGAGCAGGCCUUUUUAAUUGACCUGGCCCGGGUAUCCUUUUUUUUUUUUUUUUUUUUUUUUUUUUACCUUUAUUUAACCAGGUAAGCCAGUUGAGAACAAGUUCUCAUUUACAACUGCGACCUGGCCAAGAUAAAGCAAAGCAGUGCGAUAAAAACAACAACACAGAGUUACAUAUGGGGUAAAAAAAAACAUAAGGUCAUAAAAUACAACAGAAAAUAUAUAUACAGUGUGUGCAAAUGUAGCAAGUUAUGGAGGUUAGGCAAUAAAUAGGCUAUAGUGCAAAAUAAUUACAAUUAGUAUUAACACUGGAAUGCUAGAUGUGCAAGAGAUGAUGUGCAAAUACAGAUACUGGGGUGCAAAAGAGCAAAAUAAAUAACAAUAUAGGGAUGAGGUAGUUGGGUGGGCUAAUUACAGAUGGGCUGUGUACAGGUGCAGUGAUCGGUAAGGUGCUCUGACAACUGAUGCUUAAAGUUAGUGAGGGAGAUAAGAGUCUCCAGCUUCAGAGAUUUUUGCAAUUCGUUCCAGUCAUUGGCAGCAGAGAAUUGGAAGGAAUGGCGGCCAAAGGAGGUGUUGGCUUUGGGAAUGACCAGUGAGAUAUACCUGCUGGAGCGCAGACUACGGGUGGGUGCUGCUAUGGUGACCAAUGAGCUAAGAUAAGGCGGGGAUUUGCCUAGCAGUGAUUUAUAGAUGGCCUGGAGCCAGUGGGUUUGACGACGAACAUGUAGUGAGGACCAGCCAACAAGAGCGUACAGGUCACAGUGGUGGGUAGUGUAUGGGGCUUUGGAGACAAAACGGAUGGCACUGUGAUAGACUACAUCCAAUUUGCUGAGUAGAAUGUUGGAGGCUAUUUUGUAAAUGACAUCGCCGAAGUCAAGGAUCGGUAGGAUAGUCAGUUUUACGAGGGCAUGUUUGGCAGCAUGAGUGAAGGAGGCUUUGUUGCGAAAUAGGAAGCCGAUUCUAGAUUUAACUUUGGAUUGGAGAUUCUUAAUGUGAGUCUGGAAGGAGAGUUUACAGUCUAACCAGACACCUAGGUAUUUGUAGUUGUCCACAUACUCUAGGUCAGACCCGUCGAGAGUGGUGAUUCUAGUCGGGUGGGCGGGUGCCAGCAGCGUUCGAUUGAAGAGCAUGCAUUUAGUUUUACUAGUGUUUAAGAGCAGUUGGAGGCUACUGAAGGAGUGUUGUAUGGCAUUGAAGCUCGUUUGGAGGUUUGUUAACACAGUGUCCAAUGAAGGGCCAGAUGUAUACAAAAUGGUGUCGUCUGCGUAGAGGUGGAUCUGAGAGUCACCAGCAGCAAGAGCGACAUCAUUGAUAUACACGGUGAAAAGAGUCGGCCCAAGAAUUGAACCCUGUGGCACCCCCAUAGAGACUGCCAUAGGUCCAGACAACAGGCCCUCCGAUUUCACACAUUGAACUCUAUCUGAGAAGUAGAUGCCUGGUUGUUCUUUGUGCUUUCCUCUCCAUCUUAAAUAAGCAUGCCCCAUUCAAAAAAUUCAGAACUAAGAACAGAUAUAGCCCCUGGUUCACCCCAGACUUGACUGCCCUUGACCAGCACAAAAACAUCCUGUGGCAUACUGCAUUAGCAUCAAACAGCCCCCGCGAUAUGCAACUUUUUAGGGAAGUCAGGAACCAAUAUACACAAUCAGUUAGGAAAGCAAAGGCUAGCUUUUUCAAACAGAAAAGUCCAAAAGGUUUUGGGACACUGUAAAGUCCACGGAGAGUAAGAGCACCUCCUCCCAGCUGCCCAAUGCACUGAGGCUAGGAAACACUAUCACCACCGAUAAAUCUACGAUAAACGAGGAUUUCAACAAGCAUUUUGCUAUGGCUGGCCAUGCUUUCCACCUGGCUACCCCUACCGCGGCCAGCAGCUCUGCACCCUCCGCUGCAACUUGCCCAUGCCACCCCCCCCCGGCUUCUCCUUCAGCCAAAUUCAGACAGCUGAUGUUCUGAAAGAGCUGCAAAAUCUGGACCUCUACAAAUCAGCUGGGCUAGACAAUCUGGACCCUUUCUUUCUAAAAUUAGCCGCCGAAAUUGUUGCAACCCCUAUUACUGGCCUGUUCAACCUCUCUUUCGUAUCGUCUGAGAUCCCCAGAGAUUGGAAAGCUGCCACGAUCAUCCCCCUCUUCAAAGGGGGUGACACUCUAGAUACAAACUGUUACAGACCUAUAUCCAUCCUGCCCUGCCUUUCGAAAGUAUUUGAAAGCCAAGUGAACAAACAGAUCACCGACCAUUUCGAAUCCCACCGUACCUUCUCCGCUACGCAAUCUGGUUUCCGAGCUGGUCAAAGGUCCACCUCAGCCACACUCAAGGUCCUAAACGAUAUUAUAACCGCAAUCGAUAAAAGACAGUACUGUGCAGCCAUCUUCAUUGACCUGGCCAAGGCUUUCAACUCUGUCAAUCACCGCAUUAUUAUUGGCAGACUAAAUAGCCUUGGUUUCUCAAAUGACUGCCUCGCCUGGUUCGCCAACUACUUCUCAGAUAGAGUUCAAUGUGUCAAAUCGGAGGGCCUGUUAUCUGGACCUCUGGCAGUCUCUAUGGGGGUGCCACAGGGUUCAAUUUUCGGGCCGACUCUAUUCUCUGUGUAUAUCAAUGAUGUCGCUCUUGCUGCUGGUGGCUCUCAGAUCCACCUCUACGCAGACGACACCAUUUUGUAUACAUCUGGCCCUUCAUUGGACACUGUGUUAACAAACCUCCAAACGAGCUUCAAUGCCAUACAACACUCUUUCAGUAGCCUCCAACUGCUCUUAAACACUAGUGAAACUAAAUGCAUGCUCUUCAAUCGAAUGCUGCGUGCACCCGCCCGCCCGACUAGAAUCACUACUCUCGGCGGGUCUGACUUAGAAUAUGUGGACAACUACAAAUACCUAGGUGUCUGGUUAGACCGUAAACUCUCCUUCCAGAGUCACAUUAAGCAUCUCCAAUCCAAAGUUAAAUCUAGAAUCGGCUUCCUAUUUCGUAACAAUGCCUCCUUCACUCAUGCUGCCGAACAUGCCCUCGUAAAACUGACUAUCCUACCGAUCCUUGACUUCGGCGAUGUCAUUUACAAAAUAGCCUCCAACACUCUACUCAGCAAAUUGGAUGUAGUCUAUCACAGUGCCAUCUGUUUUGUCACCAAAGCCCCAUAUACUACCCACCAUUGUGACCUGUACGCUCUUGUUGGCUGGCCCUCACUACAUGUUCGUCGCCAAACUCACUGGCUCCAGGUCAUCUAUAAAUCACUGCUAGGCAAAUCCCUGCCUUAUCUUAGCUCAUUGGUCACCAUAGCAACACCCACCCGUAGUAUGCGCUCCAGCAGGUAUAUCUCACUGGUCAUCCCCAAAGCCAACACCUCCUUUGGCCGCCAUUCCUUCCAGUUCUCUGCUGCCAAUGACUGGAACGAACUGCAAAAAUCUCUGAAGCUGGAGACACUUAUCUCCCUCACUAACUUUAAGCAUCAGUUGUCAGAGCAGCUUACCGAUCACUGCACCUGUACACAGCCCAUCUGUAAUUAGCCCACCCAACUACCACAUCCCCAUAUUGUUAUUUAUUUUGCUCAUUUGCACCCCAGUAUCUCUAUUUGUACAUCAUCUUUUGCACAUCUACCACUCCAGUGUUAAUACUAAAUUGUAAUUAUUUUGCACUAUGGCCUAUUUAUUGCCUUACCUCCAUAACUUACUACAUUUGCACACACUGUAUAUAGAUUUUCUAUUGUGUUAUUGACUGUACGUUUUUGUUUAUUCCAUAUGUAACUCUGUGUUGUUGUUGUUUUUAUCGCACUGCUUUGCUUUAUCUUGGCCAGGUCGCAGUUGUAAAUGAGAACUUGUUCUCAACUGGCUUACCUGGUUAAAUAAAGGUGAAAAAAAGAAAAAAGAGAAAGGCUAAGGCCUCUGCACUGACCUACCUCUCCACUAGGGGGUGGUGUUGCACAUUUGUCCUUCCCCUGCUAGAGAGUAAACCGUCACAUGGCGUGCUAAGACCACAUUAGCCUCUGGGGCUAAUUACAUACAGUACCAGUCAAAAGUUUGGACACCUACUCAUUCCAGGGUUUUUCUUUAUUUUUACUAUUUUCUACAUUGUAGAAUAAUAGUUAAGACAUCACAACUAUGAAAUAACACAUAUGGAAUCACGUAGUAACCAAAAUAGUUUAAACAAAUCAAAAUAUAUUUUAUAUUUGAGAUUCUUCAAAGUAGCCACUCUUGAUGACAGCUUUACACACUCUUGGCAUUCUCUCAACCAGCUUCAUGAGGUAGUCACCUGGAUUGCAUUUCAAGUUAAUUUGUGGAAUUUCUUUCCUUCUUAAUGCGUUUGAGCCAAUCAGUUGUGUUGUGACAAGGUAGGGAUGGUAUACAGAAGAUAGCCCUAUUUGGUAAAAGACCAAGUCCAUAUUAUGGCAAGAACAGCUCAAAUAAGCAAAGAGAAACGACAGUCCAUCAUUACUUUAAGACAUGAAGGUCAGUCAAUUGGGAAAAUUUCAAAAACGUUUAAAGUUUCUUCAAGUGCAGUCGCAAAAACCAUCAAGCGCUAUGAUGAAACUGGCUCUCUUGAGGACCGCCACUGGAAGGAAGACCCAGUUACCUCUGCUGCAGAGGAUAAGUUCAUUAGAGUUACCAGCCUCAGAAAUUGCAGCCCAAAUAAAGGCUUCACAGAGUUCAAGUAACAUACACAUCUCAACAUCAACUGUUCAGAGGAGACUGUGUGAAUCAGGCCUUCAUGGUCGAAUUGCUGCAAAGAAUCCACUACUAAAGGACAUCAAUAAUAAGAAGAGACCUGCUUGGGCCAAGAAACACGAUCAAUGGACAUUAGAUCGGUGGAAAUCUGUCCUUUGAUCUGAUGAAUCCAAAUUUGAGAUUUUUGGUUCCAACCGCUGUCUUUGUGAGAUGCAGUAGGUGACCGGAUGAUCUCCGCAUGUGUGGUUCCCACUGUGAAGCAUGGAGGAGGAGUAGUGAUGGUGUGGGGGUGCUUUGCUGGUGACACUGUCUGUGAUUUAUUUAGAAUUCAAGGCACACUUAACCAGCAUGGCUACCACAGCAUUCUGCAGUGAUACACCAUCCCAUCUGGUUUGGGCUUAGUGGGACUAUCAUUUGUUUUUCAACAGGACAAUGACCCAACACACCUCCAGGCUGUGUAAUGGCUAUUUGACCAAGAAGGAGAGUGAUGGAGUGCUGCAUCAGAUGACCUGGCCUCCACAAUCACCCGACCUCAACCCAAUUGAGAUGGUUUGGGAUGAGUUUGACCGCAGAGUGUAGGAAAAGCAGCCAACAAGUGCUCAGCAUAUGUGGGGACUCCUUCAAGACUGUUGGAAAAGCAUUCCAGGUGAAGCUGGUUGAGAGAAUGCCAAGAGUGUGCAAAGCUGUCAUCAAGGCAAAGGGUGGCUACUUUGAAGAAUCUCAAAUAUAAAAUAUAUUUUGAUUUGUUUAACACUUUUUUGGUUACUACAUGAUUCCAUAUGGGUUAUUUCAUAGUUUUGAUGUCUUCACUAUUAUUCUACAAUGUAGAAAAUAGUAAAAAUAAAGAAUAACCCUUGAAUGAGUAGCUGUGUCCAAAGUUUUGACUGUUACUGUAAGUGUAUUUUCAACAGAGCUAGGAGACCACGGCAACUGAGGACAGGACACACAGUCGGGUCAAGAAUUACUCCAGAGGCCACACACAGAACAGAAAAGAACAGAAGCAGAACAGAACAGUUAGCAUUUAGAAUGUGCUGAGGGAUAUUGAAUAAAGCUUUGUUUAAAGUGUCAUGACACAUCUCUCAGCAGACACCCAAGCCAGACACCUCACAUCAGCCCAACCAUUCAUGUCAACUCUCAGUCAACAAUGUUGUUACUCAUUUGUUAGCUUUUUGUGUUGAUGAAUUCCUGUACGAUCAUAAAAAUGAUUAUUAUUUCAUGAUUACAUAAUCAGUUUAUCAUUAAUUACCUGUUUGUGUGACAAUUUUAGAGAAGUUGCACACAUUUGUUCUGUUUCUACAGUGUGACUGAACUGUAUACUGUAAUCUUGAGGAUAGUUUUCAAAUAUAUUGCAAUAGGUGGUUAGAUGAUUUUGAUGGUAAAGCCUGGUCUGAACAUGUCAUAUCUUCUGAUCCAUAGAUGUGGAGCCAGAGAGCAGCACCACUGUGACCUAUAACCCUGAGCAGCUCCCCCCAGAGAACUCCUCCUUCCUGGAGAGGAACUUUGUGUGUCGCUUCCGCUGCCUCCUGGACAACUCCUCUGGCUUCCUGGUAGGUUUUAUUGACACCCCAGCCCUCAGCUCGUCCGAACACCCCUCACCUCGUCCGAACACCCCUCACCCCGACCAAACACUACUCACCCCGACCGAAUUUCUCCAAUCUCCCACUAGUGUGUGUCUAUUAGUAUUUUAAGCUCACUCAGAGGAAUGCUCACACAUUGAGAUAGUGUGAUAGUGUGAUAUGUUAACGCAUUGAGAUAGUGUGAUAUGUUAAUACAUUGCGAUACAAUUUUAAUGGAUGAACAUGGAAAUCAGGUUCAAUUAAACAUGUUGUCGGAAAGACUUUGGACAGAUAAUCAAACACAUGGACAAUGGUAGAUGUAAAGAUACAUGUCUGAAACAAAUGUUUGCGUUCUCCCCCCCUGCCAGGCCCUGAGUCUGCAGGGCAGGCUGAAGUUCCUGCACGGUCAGAACCAGCGGCAGGAUAACGGGGACAAGGCGUCGCCCCAGCUGGCCCUGUUUGCCAUCGCUACGCCCCUCCAGCCCCCCGCCAUCCUGGAGAUCAGGACCAAGAACAUGAUCUUCAGAACCAAACACAAGCUGGACUUCACCCCCAUGGCCUGCGACGCAAAGUAUGCUCACUUUGACUUCCUCGUUAUCAUGAUGAUGUUGUUGUGGCAGUUGCAAUCAUCCAAAUAAAUAGACUACUAUACAAUAGUAUUGAAUAGACUCAUUUGUCAGUCAUAAUGCUAUUGUUAUGUAGUACUGGUUAUUAUAUUAUGUGGAAUAAUGUUUAUUGACAUUAUCCCUUUUGCAGGGGGAAAAUUGUGCUUGGGUAUACUGAAGCUGAACUUCGGGUGCGAGGCUCCGGGUAUCAGUUUAUCCAUGCGGCGGAUAUGUUGUACUGCGCUGAGAACCAUGUCCGAAGUAAGCCUCGCCUCCAUUAUGUCUACCUAAAAAUACAAACAUGGGAGUAUUUAUUUGGAUUGGGUUGAAUUGGUUCUGUCCUCAAACAUUGGUGAGGCCAGGUCUGACCAGGUCAAAGAUGGUGGUCACAGAGUUCACACAGCUUUCCCAAGUAAUCCCAGUGGAUUACGGAGCAGAUUGAGCCGCUAGAGGAUAGGCCACAGAUCCACUACAUGAGCAGAGCAGCAGCAAUAAUCCAUAUACACCAUUUACACAUCAUGAUAGUUUAAUAUACAGCUGCGGAAAAAAUUAAGAGACCACUGCAAAAUUAUCAUUUUCUCUGGUUUUACUAUUUAUAGGGUAUGUGUUUGGGUAAAAAUAACCUUUUUGUUUUAUUCUAUAAACUACUGACAACAUUUCUCCCAAAUUCCAAAUAAAAAUAUUGUCAUUUAGAGCAUUUAUUUGCAGAAAAUGACAACUGGUCAAAAUAACAAAAAUGAUGCAGUGUUGUCAGACCUUGAAUAAUGCAAAGAAAAUAAGUUAAUGUUCAUUUUUAAACAACACAAUACUAAUGGUUUAACUUAGGAAGAGUUCAGAAAUCAAUAUUUGGUGGAAUAACCCUGAUUUUCAAUCACAGCUUUCAUGCGUCUUGGCAUGCUUUCCACCAGUCUUUCACAUUGAUGUUGGGUGACUUUAUGCCACUCCUGGCGCAAAAAUUCAAGCAGCUCGGCUUUGUUUGAUGGCUUGUGACCAUCCAUCUUCCUCUUGAUCACAUCCCAGAAGUUUUCAAUGGGGUUCAGGUCUGGAGAUUGGGCUGGCCAUGACAGGGUCUUGAUCUGGUGGUCCUCCAUCCACACCUUGAUUGACCUGGCUGUGUGGCAUGGCACAUUGUCCUGCUGGAAAAACCAAUCCUCAGAGUUGGGGAACAAUGUCAGAGCAAAAGGAAGCAAGUUUUCUUCCAGGACAACCUUGUACGUGGCUUGGUUCAUGCGUCCUUCACAAAGACAAAUCUGCCCGAUUCCAGCCUUGCUGAAGCACCCCCAGAUCAUCACCGAUCCUCCACCAAAUUUCACAGUGGGUGCGAGACACUGUGGCAUGUAGGCCUCUCCAGGUCUCUGUCUAACCAUUAGACAACCAGGUGUUGAGCAAAGCUGAAAAUUGGACUCAGAGAAGAUGACCUUACUCCAGUCCUCUAUGGUCCAAUCCUUAUGGUCUUUUGCAAACCUCUUCUUUGCUUUACUCAAAGCCAGUGGCAUGUCGUUAGUAAAGAUUGAAAAAAGUAAGGGGCCUAAACAGCUGACCUGGUUAAUUCCUGAUUCUACCUGGAUUAUGUUGGAGAGGCUUCCAUUAAAGACACCCUCUGUGUUCUGUUAGACAGGUAACUUUUUAUCCACAAUAUAGCAGGGGGUGUAAAGCCAUAACACAAUACAGUUGAAGUUGGAAGUCUACAUACACUUAGGUUGGAGUCAUUAAAACUCGUUUUUCAACCACUCCAAAAAUGUCUUGUUAACAAACUAUAGUUUUGGCAAGUCGGUUAGGACAUCUACUUUGUGCAUGACAGAAGUUACACUAAGUUGACGGUGCCUUUAAACAGCUUGGAAAAUUCCAGAAAAUGUAAUGGCUUUAGAAGCUUCUGAUAGGCUAAUUGACAUCAUUUGAGUCAAUUGGAGGUGUACCUGUGGAUGUAUUUCAAGGCCAACCUUCAAACUCAGUGCCUCUUUGCUUGACAUCAUGGGAAAAUCAAAAUAAAUCAGCCAAGACCUCAGAAAAAAAAUUGUAGACCUCCACAAGUCUGGUUCAUCCUUGGGAGCAAUUUCCAAACGCCUGAAGGUACCACGUUCAUCUGUACAAACAGUAGUACGCAAGUAUAAACACCAUGGGACCACCCAGCCGUCAUACCGCUCAGGAAGGAGACGUGUUCUGUCUCCUAGAGAUGAACGUACAUUGGUGUGAAAAGUGCAAAUCAAUCCCAGAACAACAGCAAAGGACCUUGUUAAGAUGCUGGAGGAAACAGGUACAAAGGUAUCUAUAUCCACAGUCAAACGAGUCCUAUAUCGACAUAACCUGAAAGGCCGCUCAGCAAGGAAAAAGCCACUGCUCCAAAACCGCCAUUAAAAACCAGACUACGGUUUGCAACUGCACAUGGGGACAAAGAUCGUACUUUUUGGAGAAAUGUCCUCUGGUCUGAUGAAACAAAAAUAGAACUGUUUGGCCAUAAUGACCAUCGUUAUGUUUGGAGGAAAAAGGGGAAUGCUUGCAAGCCGAAGAACACCAUCCCAACCGUGAAGCACGGGGGUGGCAGCAUCAUGCUGUGGGGGUACUUUGCUGCAGGAGGGACUGGUGCACUUCACAAAAUAGAUGGCAUCAUGAGGAAGGAAGAUUAUGUGGAUAUAUUGAAGCAACAUCUCAAGACAUCAGUCAGGAAGUUAAAGCUUGGUCGCAAAUGGGUCUUCCAAAUGGACAAUGACCCCAAGCAUACUUCCAAAGUUGUGGCAAAAUGGCUUAAGGACAACAAAAUCAAGGUAUUGGAGUGGCCAUCGCAAAGCCCUGACCUCAAUCCUAUAGAAAAUGUGUGGGCAGAACUGAAAAAGCGUGUGCGAGCAAGGAGGCCUACAAACCUGACUCAGUUACACCAGCUAUGUCAGGAGGAAUGGGCCAAAAUUCACCCAACUUAUUGUGGGAAGCUUGUGGAAGGCUACCCGAAACAUUUGACCCAAGUUAAACAAUUUAAAGGCAAUGCUACCAAAUACUAAUUGAGUGUAUGUAAACUUCUGACCCACUGGGAAUGUGAUUAAAUAAAUAAAAGCUGAAAUAAAUCAUUCUCUCUACUAUUAUUCUGACAUUUCACAUUCUUAAAAUAAAGUGGUGAUCCUAACUGACCUAAAACAGGGAAUUUUUACUAGGAUUAAAAUCAAAUCAAAUUUUAUUUGUCACAUGCACGUGUUUAGCAGAUGUUAUAGCGGGUGUAGCGAAAUGCUUGUGCUUCUAGCUCCGACAGUGCAGUAAUAUCUAACAAGUAGUAUCUAACAAUUUCACAACAUUUACCUAAUACACACAAAACUAGUAUGGAAUGGGAUUUAAGAAUAUAUACAUAUAUGGACAAGCAAUGACAGAGCGGCAUGGACUAAGAUACAGUAGAAUAUUAUAGAAUAGAAUGCAGUAUAUACAUAUGAGAUGAGUAGUGCAAGAUAUGUAAACAUUAUUAAAGUGACUAGUGUUCCUUUUCUUAAAGUGACCAGUGAUUUCAAUAGGCAGCAGCAGCCUCUAAUGUGCUAGUGAUGGCUAUUUAACAGUCUGAUGGCCUUGAGAUACAGUGGGGGAAAAAAGUAUUUAGUCAGCCACCAAUUGUGCAAGUUCUCCCACUUAAAAAGAUGAGAGUGGCCUGUAAUUCUCAUCAUAGGUACACGUCAACUAUGACAGACAAAUUGAGGAAAAAAAAUCCAGAAAAUCACAUUGUAGGAUUUUUUAUGAAUUUAUUAGCAAAUUAUGGUGGAAAAUAAGUAUUUGGUCACCUACAAACAAGCAAGAUUUCUGGCUCUCACAGACCUGUAACUUCUUCUUUAAGAGGCUCCUCUGUCCUCCACUCGUUACCUGUAUUAAUGGCACCUGUUUGAACUUGUUAUCAGUAUAAAAGACACCUGUCCACAACCUCAAACAGUCACACUCCAAACUCCACUAUGGCCAAGACCAAAGAGCUGUAAAAUGACACCAGAAACAAAAUUGUAGACCUGCACCAGGCUGGGAAGACUGAAUCUGCAAUAGGUAAGCAGCUGGUUUGAAGAAAUCAACUGUGCGAGCAAUUAUUAGGAAAUGGAAGACAUACAAGACCACUGAUAAUCUCCCUCGGUCUGGGGCUCCACGCAAGAUCUCAACCCGUGGGGUCAAAAUGAUCACAAGAACGGUGAGCAAAAAUCCCAGAACCACACGGGGGGACCUAGUGAAUGACCUGCAGAGAGCUGGGACCAAAGUAACAAAGCCUACCAUCAGUAACACACUACGCCGCCGUGACUCAAAUCCUGCAGUCCCAGACGUGUCCCCCUGCUUAAGCCAGUACAUGUCCAGGCCAUUCUGAAGUUUGCUAGAGUGCAUUUGGAUGAUCCAGAAGAGGAUUGGGAGAAUGUCAUAUGGUCAGAUGAAACCAAAAUAUAACUUUUUGGUAAAAACUCAACUCAUCGUGUUUGGAGGACAAAGAAUGCUGAGUUGCAUCCAAAGAACACCAUACCUACUGUGAAGCAUGGGGGUGGAAACAUCAUGCUUUGGGGCUGUUUUUCUGCAAAGGGACCAGGACGACUGAUCCGUGUAAAGGAAAGAAUGAAUGGGGCCAUGUAUCGUGAGAUUUUGAGUGAAAACCUCCUACCAUCAGCAAGGGCAUUGAAGAUGAAACGUGGCUGGGUCUUUCAGCAUGACAAUGAUCCCAAACACACCGCCCGGGCAACGAAGGAGUGGCUUCAUAAGAAGCAUUUCAAGGUCCUGGAGUGGCCUAGCCAGUCUCCAGAUCUCAACCCCAUAGAAAAUCUUUGGAGGGAGUUGAAAGUCCUUGUUGCCCAGCGACAGCCCCAAAACAUCACUGCUCUAGAGGAGAUCUGCAUGGAAGAAUGGGCCAAAAUACCAGCAACAGUGUGUGAAAACCUUGUGAAGACUUACAGAAAACGUUUGACCUGUGUCAUUGCCGACAAAGGGUAUAUAACAAAGUAUUGAGAAACUUUUGUUAUUGACCAAAUACUUAUUUUCCACCAUAAUUUGCAAAUAAAUUCAUAAAAAAUCCUACAAUGUGAUUUUCUGGAUUUUUUUUCUCUCAUUUUGUCUGUCAUAGUUGACGUGGACCUAUGAUGAAAAGUACAGGCCUCUCUCAUCUUUUUAAGUGGGAGAACUUGCACAAUUGGUGGCUGACUAAAUACUUUUUUUCCCCACUGUAGAAGCUGUUUUUCAUUCUCUCUGUCCCAGCUUUGAUGCACCUGUACUGACCUCGCCUUCUGGAUGAUAGCGGGGUGAACAGGCAGUGGCUCGGGUGGUUGAUGUCCUUGAUGAUCUUUUUGGCCUUCCUGUGACAUCGGGUGCUGUAUGUGUCUUGGAGGGCGGGUAGUUUGCCCCCGGUAAUGCGUUCGGCAGACCGCACAACCCUCUGGAGAGCCCUGCAGUUGCGGACCCAGUUGCACUGGGCGGGGUUCAGACCCAGGGCCUCAAGCUUAAUGAUGAGCUUGGAGGGUACUAUGGUGUUGAAUGCUGAGCUAUAGUCAAUGAACAGCAUUCUUACAUAGGUAUUCCUCUUGUCCAGAUGGGCUAGGGCAGUGUGCAGUGUGAUGGCGAUUGCAUCGUCUGUGGAUCUAUGUCGUCUGUGGAUUAAAUGUCAGGAAUUGUGAAAAACUGAGUUUAAAUGUUUUUGGCUAAGGUGUAUGUAAACUUCUAACUUCAACUGUACCUCUCUGUUGAUAUCAGAUACAUUAUCAAGCAUUUCACACAUAUUAUCCAGACACUGACUGUUAGCACUUGGUGGUCUAUAGCAGCUUCCCACCAGAAUGGGCUUUAGGUGAGGCAAAUGAACCUGUAGCCAUAUUACUUCAACAGUAUUUAACAUGAGAUCCUCUCUAAGCUUUACAGGAAUGUGGUUCUGAAUAUAGAGCACAACACCACCCCCGUUGGCAUUUCUGUCUUUUCGGUAGAUGUUAUAACCAUGUAUUGCCUACCACUGUAUCAUCAAAGGUAUUAUCUUAGUGAGUUUUAGAUAUAGUCAGAAUAUGAAUGUAAAUCUGUUAUAAGCAUGUUAUUGACUUCAUGAACCUUGUUUCUUAGGCUACAAAUGUUAAUAUGGGCAUUUUCAGCACUUUUCUGGGUUGCUUGAUGGUUUAUAAUGCUUUACUGGGAAGCAUCAGAAGUAGACUUGCUCAUGUUAUUUAUAUUGGAGCUGAUAGUGCAGGGUGUGCUGUACACAGUGGACUUCCUACUAGGGCACAUCGCCUCAGUGUUAACAGUGUAACUCUGGUUCAUAGGCACAUGAUUACUGCAUUCAAUAGCAGUAGGAUCAACAGAGGUAUUCAGGGCAAUUAGGGGGACAUAAAUUAAGUUACUUACAUUGUGUCUGCCAACGCCCCUGGGAUAAUGAUGCAGCAUUAUGACGACUCGGUGUCACAAUGGUAGGGAUUAACUGAGCUGGUCUUGGGUCAUUGACAAGUCAUUGUCUCAACGCAGCCUUAAAAUGUGUGGACAGAGUCCAGGAGCCAAGAUGAUUUGGAUGGUCAUUCCUGUAGAGUAUCUUCUGUUUCCAGAAGGUGUCAACGUUAUCUAUAAAAGUGAUUCCAACAGAGCUACAGUAAUCUUUUAGCCAUAUGUGUGGCCUACCGCUUUGCGGCUGAGCCGUUGUUGCUCCUACAGUGCCUUGCAAAAGUAUUCAUCCCCCUUGGCAUUUUUCCAAUUUUUUUGCAUUACAACCUGUAAUUUAAAUGGAUUUUUAUUUGGAUUUCAUGUAAUGGACGUACACAAAAUAGUCCAAAUUGGUGAAGUGAAAUGAAAACAAUUACUUGAUUCAAAAAAUUCUAAAAAAUUAAUAAUGGAAAAGUGGUGCAUGCAUAUGUAUUCACCCCCUUUGCUAUGAAGCCCCUAAAUAAGAUCUAGUGCAACCAAUUACCAUCAGAAGUCACAUAAUUAGUUCAAUAAAGUCCACCUGUGUGCAAUCUAAGUGUCAGAUGAUCUCAGUAUAUAUAUACACCUGUUCUGAAAGGCCCCAGAGUCUGCAACACCACUAAGAAAGGGGCACCACCAAGCAAGCGGCACCAUGAAGACCAAGGAGCUCUCCAAACAGGUCAGGGAAAAAGUUGUGGAGAAGUAGAGAUCAGGGUUGGGUUAUAGAAAAAUAUCUGAAACUUUGAACAUCCCACGGAGCACCAUUAAAUCCAUAAUUAAAAAAUUGAAAGAAUAUGGCACCACAACAAACCUGCCAAGAGAGGGCCACCCACCAAAACUCACAGACCAGGCAAGGAGGGCAUUAAUCAGAGGGGCAACAAAGAGACUAAAGAUAACCCUGAAGGAGCUGCAAAGCUCCACAGCGGAGACUGGAGUAUCUGUCCAUAGGACCACUUUAAGCCGUACACUCCACAGAGCUGGGCUUUACGGAUGAGUGGCCAGAAAAAAGCCAUGGGAUGGCGCUAAAUACAGGGAAAUUCUUGAGGGAAACCUGUUUCAGUCUUCCAGAGAUUUGAGACUGAGACGGAGGUUCAACUUCCAGCAGGACAUUGACCUAAGCACACUGCUAAAGCAACACUCGAGUGGUUUAAGGGGAAACAUUUAAAUGUCUUGGAAUGGCCUAGUCAAAGCCCAGACCUCAAUCCAAUUGAGAAUCUGUGGUAUGACUUAAAGAUUGCUGUAGACCAGUGGAACCCAUCCAACUUGAAGGAGCUGGAGCAGUUUUGCCUUGAAGAAUGGGCAAACAUCCCAGUGGCUAGAUGUGCCAAGCUUUUAGAGAAAUACCCCAAGAGACUUGCAGCUGUAAUUGCUGCAAAAGGUGGCUCUACAAAAUAUUGACUUUGGGGGGGGGUGAAUAGUUAUGCACGCUCAAAUUUUCAGUUUUUUAGUCUAAUUUCUUGUUUGUUUCACCCCCAAAAAAUAUUUUGCAUCUUCAAAGUGGUAGGCAUGUUGUGUAAAUCAAAUGAUACAAAUCCCCCAAAAAUCCAUUUUAAUUCCAGGUUGUAAGGCAACAAAAUAGGAAAAAUGCCAAGGGGGGUGAAUACUUUCACAAGCCACUGUAUACGUUUCCACUUCACAAUAACAGCACUUCCAGUUGACCGGGGCAGCUCUAGCAGGGCAGAAAUGUGACGAACUGACUUGUUGGAAAGGUGGCAUCCUGUGACGGUGCCACAUUGAAAGUCACUGAGCUCUUAAGGAAGGCCAUUCUACUGUCUAUGGAGAUUGCAUGGUUGUGUACUCGAUUUUAUACACCUGUCAGCAACGGUGCGGGUGAAAUAGCCGAAUCCACUAAUUUGAAGAAGGGGUGUCCACAUACCUUUUGUAUAUAUAGUAUAGCUACCAACAUAGCCACACAAUGAAUAUUACAGGGUACAUCUAGUUACCCCCUCUGCGUAACGGAAUUUGCUCUAGAUUCUAGAUUGGUCCUCUGUAGCUCAACUGGUAGAGCACGGCGCUUGUAACGCCAAGGUAGUGGGUCCGAUCCCCGGGACCACCCAUACACAAAAAAAAAUGUAUGCACGCAUGACUGUAAGUCGCUUUGGAUAAAAGCGUCUGCUAAAUGGCAUAUUAUUAUUAUUAUUAUUAUUCUAGAUUCCUAGCUACCAUUGCCUUAUACUCCUUGACAGAGUCCAGGGUAACUAUUAAAGGAAAAAGGUAGCUAGCAAGAAAUGUUUGGUUUUUCAGAACAUCUUCAGAAAGUUGAACCAUGAACCUGAUUCCUAAUCUAUUGCACCCAUUGCCACAUCUGCCUACUAGUGCUGUAGCUUGAAUUGAAUGUCAUUUACCGUGUGAAUGUAUACCAUCCCAUCCUAAAUGACUGUGUCCUGUGGUUCCAGUGAUGAAGACAGGGGAGAGCGGACUGACCGUGUUCAGGCUUCUCACCAAGGACAACCUCUGGAAGUGGGUCCAGGCCAACGCCAGGCUGGUGUACAAGAACGGCAAACCAGACUACAUCAUCGCCACACAGAGGCCUCUGGUGUACGUGCACUCCCCUGGGCUCUGUCACACCAAACCCCACUGUCUGGGAACAGUCGUUUUCCUCACAGUCCUCAUAGCCGUAGGGCCACAGUUAUGACAUAGUUAUGACGCUGUUCUUCUGAUGUGAAUAAAACACCAGACAACACAGAUGGAGGAAGGGAUUAUGUGGUCCUCUGUAGUUCAGUUGGUAGAGCAUGGUCCUCUGUAGUUCAGUUGGUAGAGCAUGGUCCUCUGUAGCUCAGUUGGUAGAGCAUGGUCCUCUGUAGUUCAGUUGGUAGAGCAUGGUCCUCUGUAGUUCAGUUAGUAGAACAUGGUCCUCUGUAGUUCAGUUGGUAGAGCAUGGUCCUCUGUAGCUCAGUUGGUAGAGCAUGGUCCUCUGUAACUCAGUUGAUAUAGCAUGGUGCUUGUAAUGCCAGGGUAGUGGGUUUGAGACGGAGAUCUCACAGGUGCUGUUUGUUUUCUCUCCAUCUAGGGAGGAGGAAGGAGGCGAACACCUACGUAAACGUUCCAUGCACCUCCCCUUUACCUUCGCCACGGGAGAGGCCCUGCUCUACCAGUCCAACCAUCCAAUUGGACGCUUCAACCACGGCGCCCAGGGCUCCAAGAAGAACGGCAACAAGUCCAAGAAGGGCCGGUUUGAUAGGGCGUCCAGGGAUGGCAUGGACCCGGGCUCCCUCUUGGGGGCGCUGAUGAGUCAGGAUGAGUCUGUGUAUGUCUGCCAGCCGGCCCUGGAGCCCAAGCUGUCCUUCCACAGCAGUCUGUUCGGAGACCGGGUCGGCCUCUCUGACUCCGACCCCACCGCCCUACUCCAGGGCUGGGAUGAGUCGUCCAACGGAGUGGUGGGUCCGGGGCUUUCAGAGCCGGCGUCGAGCUUCGACCCUAUGCUGGCGACCCUGGACUCCCUGUCCCUGAGGGGUCUGUGGGGUGUGGUGGGUCGGGAUGGGGAUGGAGGCAAUGAGGAGAACUGUUCCAACGGGGAGCUGUUUGGGGCUCUGGAGGGCCUGGGGCUGAGCGCCGAGGACCUGGAGCUGCUGCUGCUAGACGAGAGGAUGAUCCGGGUGGAGAUGGACCCGGAGCGGGUUCCCACCCUGGAUGACCUGCUGACCAACGAUGAAAUACUCUCCUACAUCCACGACUCCCUGGAGGCAAAGACAGACGCGGCAGAGGACGGGGACCAGGUACCCUCCACUAUCCCAGCUACAACUGCCCCAAAAACCACCACAAAAACAACAAAGGCUCCUGUUGAAAGUAAUCCCACUUCUGCCAUCAAUGUGUACUCUCAGUACGUUCCCCAUAAGGCCCCCAUAGUUCAGCUCUCCCAGCAGAUGCAGCAGCACCUCAGCAUGCAGCCAGGGAGGACGGUCCAAGACUGGGCCCAGCAUAACAACCACUUGUCCCAUCCCCUGGUGAAUGGACUGCAGGGGCAGAGUCAGCCCAUACACAGCGGACAAUGGACAUCCCAGCACAUUCUAGCCAGUACAGGGGUCCCGGUUGACCACUGUCACAACCCCCAGACUCUGUUCAAUGGAAAGGCGUCAGAGCCGGACGGGGACCUUCACUGGCGGCAAGCCCAGCAACAUCAACACUACCUCCAGCAGCAGCAGGCCGGAGUCCAGAGCCAGCACCCUCUGUGCCAUGCCAAACAUCCAGGCGCUAAUCUCAACGGAGUGUGUGGCAUUCCAAACACACACACAGAGCAUCGCCCAGCUGGCAAACAGCAGUGGCAGGACUAUAGCUACUGCCACCCUGGGGAAACCACCCUGAACAGCAACCCCCCUGGGGAAACCACCCUGAACAGCAACCGCCCUGGGGAAACCACCCUGAACAGCAACCGCCCUGGGGAAACCACCCUGAACAGCAACCCCCCUGGGGAAACCACCCUGAACAGCAACCCCCAUGGGGAAACCACCCUGAACAGCAACCCCUGCCUUAACAAUGGCCACAUACCUCUCCUCACACACACCACCGUAGACGCUUGUAUGGUUGAUGUUCCCGGCAUGGAUUAUACCAUCAAUGGAGAUACGUAUGGGGGGAACGGGCAGCACCACGGGACAGAGGCUGCCGUUUCGUCCUACCAGAGGAUGGACAACAAGAAGCAGCAGCUACAGCAGGAGAAGUUGGCCCCUCCCUUGGCCCAGGUGCUGUCCAGCCUCUCGCAGUGCCCUCCGCCCUCCGCUACCAUAGAGCAGAUCCUUGGGGUUGGACACUCCUCACUGGAGGCCAACGGCAUGGUGACCUCUGACAUCCCUCACCACCCCAACCACAGUAAGGUGAGACCACAGUGAUUUUAUAUUCAUACAUUGAGGAUACAAAACAUUAAGAACACCUGCUCUUUCCAUGACAGACUGACCAGGUGAAUCCAGGUGAAAGCUAUGAUCCCUUAUUGAGGUCACUUGUUAAAUUCACUUAAAUCAGUGUAGAUGAAGGGGAGGAGACAGGUUAAAGAAGGAUUUUUAAACCUUGAGACAUGGAUUGUGUAUGUGUGCCAUUCAGAGGUUGAAUGGGCAGGACAAAAUAUUUAAGUGCGUUUGAACGGGGUAUGGUAGUAGGUGCCAGGCGCACCGGUUUGUGUCAAGAACUGCAACGUAGCUGGGUUUUUCACGCUCAACAGUUUCCUGUGUGUAUCAAGAAUGGUCCACCACCCAAAGGAUGUCCAGCCAACUUGACACAACUGUGGGAAGCAUUGGAGUCAACAUGGGCCAGCAUCCCUGUGGAACACUUUCGACACCUUGCAGAGUCCAUGUCCCGACAAAUUGAGGCUGUUCUGAGGACAAAAGGGGGGGUGCAACUCAAUAUUAGGAAGGUGUUCCUAAUGUUAUGUACACUCAGUGUAUUGUCUUCUAAUUGUAUUCCUUUGGGUGAGAGCUCCUAACAGUGGCAUUAUGUUAUGGAUAGGGAUUGGUUAAGUUUAGGGUUAAGGUUAGGUUAGGGCUGGUUUACGAUUAAUGGUAGGGUUAAGGUUAGGUUAGGGCUGGUUUAUGAUUAAUGGUAGGGUUAAGGUUAGGUUAGGGCUGGUUAGGGUUAAUGAUAGGGUUAAGGUUAGGGUAGGGCUGGUUUACGAUAAAUGGUAGGGUUAAGGUUUGGUUAGGACUGGCUGGUUUACGAUUAAUGGUAGGGUUAAGGUUAGGUUAGGGCUGGUUUACAAUGAAUGGUAGGGUUAAGGUUAGGGUAGGGCUUAUAAUUAAUGGACUUUUUUGUAGGGGUUGAUACAUUUUACGUAAGGGAAAAUCAAGUCUGAAAUGUCAAAAUGGAAAUUACAAACAUGACAAGCCUUUUUAAACCUCAAAUACACUACACGUUUUACAUUUCCUGCAUUGCAGGAAAGUUCUCCUGCAACAGGGUGAUCAGAUUAAGAUUCUACAUCUGUACACCUCUUCCCAAAACCUUCAUAUUGAUUUGAGGAACAGUGCAGGAUACAACAGAGCUGGGACAAUGGUCCCUAAUAGAGGGCCUCAGGGGACUUGCAAGCUGGACAGUGGAGGCCAAAGUUCUGAAUAAUCCCCCUAGUUGCUUUGCAUUGUUGGUUUUGUCUUCAGUGAACAUAAUGGAGUUGACGUAAAUGGCCACUCAUACAGUAAGACACAACACACAGUAGAAGCCCUCUAACUUCAACACAAUGAAAUCUGGUGCUAACUGUUCCUUGACAGAUUCCUACUUUCACUCCUCCUGUCAACAAUAACAUCAUGAUUCCUCCCCUCCUCUUCAUGAGUAUUCAACAAUAA
Molecule: messenger RNA, 31083 nt
Organism: Coregonus sp. 'balchen'
Lineage: Eukaryota; Metazoa; Chordata; Actinopteri; Salmoniformes; Salmonidae
Source: the annotation of a GenBank genome assembly